GGUCCGUUUCUAGGUGUCUAGCAACAGCUACCAGCCCAGACAGCCGGCGGCAACGGGAGCGCUAAUUCUCGGUGUGUCUUUCCACGAUUAUUCGCUGCCGGGUGUUCACAUAUAGUAGUCAAUUGGCUGAAAUAGUGGGAAAAAACAACCCUGACCCCUGCACAGAGAUAUGAGCGGCAGCGGGCGGCCCAGGACCAGCUCGUUUGCUGAGCCGCCAGGUGUUCCAGGAACCGCCGCCGCGUCCACCGGAUCAGCCGCUGCCGUGGGGAGCAGCACAGGAAAGUCCGGGGUCCCGCAGGCCUCCGGCAGCAGCUCGUCGGGAUGCUCGAACCUAAAGCUUGCCAGAGACAGCGGGAAGGUGACGACCGUUGUGGCCACGCCGGGUCAGGGACCGGACCGCCCUCAGGAGGUCUCUUACACUGACAUCAAGGUGAUUGGCAAUGGGUCAUUCGGUGUGGUGUACCAAGCUCGCCUCAUUGACAGCCAAGAGAUGGUGGCCAUUAAAAAGGUUCUGCAGGAUAAGAGGUUUAAGAAUCGAGAACUACAGAUCAUGAGGAAGCUGGACCACUGCAACAUCGUCAGACUACGUUACUUCUUCUACUCCAGUGGCGAGAAGAAAGAUGAAGUGUAUCUCAACCUGGUGCUGGACUUUGUCCCUGAGACGGUCUACAGGGUGGCCAGGCAUUUUAACAAGGCCAAGAGCAUCAUUCCUAUCAUAUACGUGAAGGUGUACAUGUACCAGUUGUUUCGCAGUCUGGCUUAUAUCCAUUCCCAGGGUGUGUGUCACAGAGACAUCAAGCCCCAAAACCUGCUCGUCGACCCAGAAACUGCCAUCCUCAAGCUGUGCGACUUUGGCAGUGCCAAGCAGCUGAUCCGCGGUGAACCCAACGUGUCGUACAUCUGCUCUCGGUACUAUCGCGCCCCUGAGCUCAUCUUUGGCGCCACCGACUACACGGCGAAUAUCGACAUCUGGUCAGCAGGCUGCGUACUGGCUGAGCUGCUGCUCGGACAACCCAUCUUCCCCGGUGACAGCGGAGUCGACCAACUAGUAGAGAUUAUCAAGGUGCUGGGAACCCCGACAAGGGAACAAAUCCGAGAGAUGAACCCGAACUACACAGAAUUCAAGUUCCCUCAGAUCAAAGCCCAUCCAUGGACCAAGGUGUUUAAACCUCGCACCCCUCCAGAAGCCAUCACUCUCUGCUCCCGGCUGCUGGAGUACACGCCGGCCUCUCGCUUCUCCCCGUUAGAGGCCUGCUCUCACGCCUUCUUCGACGAGCUCCGCCAGCCCAACACACGACUGCCCAGCGGACGAGACCUGCCCAUGCUCUUCAACUUCAGCCCCACAGAGCUGUCAAUCCAGCCUCAGCUGAACUCGACCCUCAUUCCUCCUCACGCUCGCUCUCACACAGCUGCUUCCGCCCACGAUGGUACCGGUUCUGACUCAUCUCAACACAGUUCAGUACCUGGAUCUCUUAACAGCAUCUGAAGCAGCUUCCUCACCUGCCUGCCUGUCAGCCUCACCCUUACCUCAGACGCUCACACACACACACACACACACACACACACACACACACACACACACACACACACACUGUACUGCUUUCCUCCAUGCUGCUUGCUCUCCUCUUAGAUGAUCAGUUCUGUACAGUGAACACGAUGAAUAACCAACAUUAGCUCUGUAGCUGCCGGGUCGUAAACUACAGCAGGAGAUUGUUACACACACUCUGCUUUGGGGGGGGGGGGGUCUGUGAAGGUUCAAUAGUGGGGGCUGGUCCUCUGUAAGAUAACCUUUUUUUUAAGCAACAUUUCUUCUCAAUGUUUGUGUUUAUUUAUUUGACUCAUUCAAAGAAUCAUGAGGGUUUUAUUUUUUUAUUCUUCAGUGUCGGUGAAGGUGAGCUGCACCCUGCCUGAAAUAGAAAGCCCAAAGUGGCUCCAAAUGUUCAGAUUCAGAGGACGUUGUAUUCCACUGAAGCGGAGUGAGCAGACGCAGGGAGGGAGCCAUGUUGUUUUAACCUGUUGUUAACGUAUCCGCUUUAAAGGAAGCCUUUAUCUGAGUCCUGUUGGAGCGUUACUGGAUGGAUCAGUGAAUACAUGAUGUUCAGAAACAACCGUCCGUCCCCCCGCACACUGGCUGCGUCAGUGACCAUGUCUCAUUUUCUUCAGUUUGUGUGACUGGUCUCGAGGGCCUUGACUCAUAAAAGAGGGAAAUAGUCGUCUGAAGGUAAACGAGUGACUGCAGAGUGUCUGUGUAGGUACUCAGUCCUCAUCAGGGUCUUGGGUAAAUGGAAGCUUGAUCCUAAGACAUCUGCUCUGAAUUUGAAGAUCUUGAAGUGUUUCAUCUCUCCUCCUCUGAAAGGCUAGACCUGAAGAAGCUUUCAGAGGAGGAGAGGUGAAACUUCUUCUCCUUCAAGAUCUUCAAAUCAAGACCAGUUGUCUUUGGAUCAAACUUUGGACUGACUGCAAAGUGCCGCUUGUUCUGUCCCGCCAGAUCUGGCUAACGUGGUCGUAUAAAAACUGAGCAGGUUAGCUUCUGAAACUGUUUUAGAUCGUUACAGCAGAAGAAGACUGUACGCCUCUCUGUGAUCACUCAAGUCGACAUUGAAUCUCGUUUAAAAAAGUGAGAUGUUACUCAGCAUUCGGGAUCACUUCCCUUUAAGAAGUCAUUUAUUCAUGGAAGAAAAUAACCAAAUCUCGACCCCUUUUAACCUCCCUAAGGGCCAGCAAAGGGCCCAAACACUGAACACAAACAUGAACAGGUCAUCAGGACUUUAACAUGUGAUCUAUUUGUUUCCCUCAUGUUUCAUUCAAAACCUUAAAUGGAGUUGAGAUCAGGGCGUGACUGUGAUCGGUGAAAAGUUGAACAUGUUGAAUCAGAGAGACGGAGGGUGUCUGAGAUCGAUCUGAAAACUCACCGAUUCUCAAAGGAAUCUGUGAGUUUUAAGACGUUUAAAUCAGUUUUCACUUAAAGAAAACGAUGAAGGCGACUUUCUCAAACCUGCUCGACACCAGAAAGAAUAAGAACACAUUCAACACAUGCCGUCUUAUUAAACAGUCAGUGAAGGCUGCAGAGAGAUGUAAGAGUUCUGGGUAAGGGGUUUAGUGUUUCAUUAAUUUUGACAGGGGGUAGGGGGGGGGGCUUCAUGUAAAUGUAUUUAUUUGUUUUUUAAUGAGAGCUGGAUGUGGAGGAGGGUUUUAAAUGGUGUCGCAGCUUCUUAGGCAAACCGUAGAAACUAAAAUAACUCUGAGGAUUAACGGACGUGUGCUGGAAGGCUUAAUGUGAGAACAGCGAUUAAACACAAACUUUUCCAAAAGCCGGGCAGUUUGUGUGUUAGUGUGUGUCUGUGUGCUGUUGUAACUUCUAUCUUUGUGAGGACUCCGUUUGAAUUUCUACCCGCUGAUUUGGUUGUACUGUCACAGUGAGGAUUUGUUGAAGGUCCUGGGUCGGAGAAUGUACUAUCACAGUCCCCAACCUCCUCCGUAUUGAAGUAUGAACGUGUGUGUGUGUGUGUGUGUGUGUCUGAUUCCAACCUGAAGUCUAAACAGUGUUUUAGGGAUUAGAGCCGUAAACAAUACAGAUCUUUAGUAAGCAGUACAGACCACUUGAAAGUUUGUAGGAUAGUAUAUUUGAUACUAUUGUACCAUGCCUCCACCUGCUGUUUUUAACUGCAGCCAUGUGUUUUUUGUUUUUCUUUAUUAUUGAUGCUUUUCGACUUCCCCCACACUCGGCACAUUCACCUUAAUUUCACACGAGGAGAGUAGAGAGCAUUUUUCCAUUCUCAGCCCGCUAAUCUCUCGGUCCUGUUGGGCACAUGUUCAGCUUUCUUUGCUCUGAAGAGUCAAACCGGCGUGUUUGAUAACCUCUGCAGGCGUCACACUCAAGAGCUCGCAGACUCUCUGUAGCUAUGAAAAAGUGUGAGGGGGGGGGGGGGUCGGGGAGAAGAAGCCGGACAGAGGAAUCAAACACAGCUGGGUUUUUCUCAGAAGCCAUUUUUUUCCCUCACUCUCCAUCUCUUAUCGCACAUGUAAAUAUCACUGAUUUUUAUUUUCCUCUUUUUACUUUUUAUUACAGAGUUGUUUAUAUCUUAUCCCCCGCAUCCUGUCCAUGGAAGCAGUCUUAGUUUGUGCAUCUUUUUUUCUUUUUUUUUUUGUAAAUAAGUUUCUUUUUUUCACUAUUCAAAAUGUAAAUACUGCAAAGAAGAAAAAAAAAACUCAGCCUACUGCUCAUGUUCGUUGAUGAUCUUUCUCUCUCUUUCUUUCUCGUUGUCCGGUGAGAAUCCUAACGUAGCUGUUAACAUCGUUAAUAAGCUGUUCGGUCCUCCGUCUGGACCACACCUGGACUGUUGAAUGGAUUCAUAUUUCAAGAGUUCUGUUCCAAAAUCAUCUUCUCAUGAUAACCUCACCUGUCUAAAGGAGGACCGAGCAUGUCACCUGUGUCUACUCCUUACAAUUUAAUAAAUGCAAAACCUUCUGAAACAUCAUGUUUGUUAACUUAUUUUUUGUUACAAUGAUUUAAUUUAAAACAGCAGUUUUUACAGUGAAGCGUCUCAGUUUGUGAAACUUUAAAAAGACUGAACAUCAAUUUUAACAGAAUCUCCACAAGGGGGCGCUAUUCACUUUUUAGAAGGCAUGCUUCUACACAUGCAUGAUACAUUUCCUGUUGUGUAUGUCUCAACCAGGUCCAACAUUGAGGAAAAGUGUCCUUGCAUCGUAUACAUCUUAUUCUUUAUUUGCAUCAGUAUUUAGUGCAGCGUAUUCUUUUUCAGAAAUGUUUCAACUAUUUCAUGUGAAGCCUAAACACAGCUCCUUCCUGACUUGUUUUUGCAGUGUCACACUCAGUGUGUAGGGCUUAGCAGCAUGCAAGACAUUGUUACUGAUUUUAAGAACUAAAGGUGUGGUCGUCCGACACGAGGCUGUUCCUCAGUCACAUCUAUCAAAGUGAAAAAUGUGUUAAAGUUGUAAAAUGUGCAGAAAAGGCUCAAAAGCUAAAACUGUAGUUACUCUCUUCGCCUGCAGGUUGCGCCCCCUGCAGGUGAAGAGAGUAACUGAGAGUGUUACAAUAGCAGUAUCUGUUCCCUUCCUUGCCUCUAGAUGGCAGUCAUUGACAUGUCCACAUCUUGCCCUUUAAAAGAGUCUCCUCCAAUUGAACAUCUGACAGUAAAAAGUUUUUAAAAAGGAUAAAAAUCAAAGCCGAUGGCCGAGCGGUUAGUUUGUGCACCCCAUGUACAGAGGCUGUAGUCCUGGAAGCGGGCACCCGGGUUCGAUUCUGACCUGUGGCUCCUUUCCCGCAUGUCAUUCCCCACUCUCUCGCUCUCUCUCUCUCCUUCUUCCUCCUUUAUCCACCAUCCUGUCUCUCCCAUGAAGGCCCAAUAAGUCUUUUUCUUCCACACGCUUUGUUUUUGUUUGGAACAGAACUUUCUUUUUUGUGCAUUUUGUCAAAUUGCAAUAUAUUCUUACUGUGCAGUAUUGAGAAAAUAGUCUUAGCUACAGGUCACUUAGGUGUGAAAUGUCUGACAUGCGUGAUCUCACAAGUGUUUAGUUGGACUUUGAAUCACAUUCUGACGUCCGGCUGGUUCUCAACAUGGUGGGCAUUUUGUAUGAUGUGCUGUACGGCAUUCAGAACUGCUGCUAAUGAUCACAAGAUGUCAGAGACAGACUCGUGUGUCGUGACUGCAGACGCAGCUGUGAGCGUGUGUGUGUGGCCAGGAAACAUGCAGACAAUGUUGUACAUUAUCUCCAAAAAUGUACUUGUGUUUGUUUUUGAAUCAUCUAAAAUGUGUGCGUCUGUUCAAGUUUCCAUCUUUAAUGCAACAGAGAGAUGUCACUUUUAUUUCAUAUGUUCACUGCCGGGGUCUCGAUGGAGCGGGAAAGAAAGAGAAAGAAACACAAACCUGUCCGUCUCUGUUCUGUGUGUGUAUCAUAUGGACUCAUUUACUGUAAUAAAGUGAUGAAACUGUGUU
This is a messenger RNA of Labrus bergylta (ballan wrasse), 5957 nucleotides long. Its product is annotated as glycogen synthase kinase-3 beta. Gene Ontology annotation, molecular function: protein serine/threonine kinase activity; ATP binding. Gene Ontology annotation, cellular component: axon; nucleus; cytosol. The record is from RefSeq and is a predicted model, not a curated record. NCBI's taxonomy places the organism in Eukaryota, Metazoa, Chordata, Actinopteri, Labriformes, Labridae. Gene Ontology annotation, biological process: regulation of neuron projection development; extrinsic apoptotic signaling pathway in absence of ligand; protein phosphorylation.